CCUCCUGGACCACUUGACCUAGUUUUAUUGCCCUCCUUACAUCUUGUUUCCCACAGGUUCUGGCUUUGUCAUGUGCAGCGGCAAAGAGAAUCCGGACAGUGAUGCUGACUUGGAUGUGGAUGGGGACGACACUCUGGAGUAUGGGAAGCCACAAUACACGGAGGCUGACGUCAUCCCCUGCACAGGCGAGGAGCCUGGUGAAGCCAAGGAGAGAGAGGCGCUCCGGGGUGCAGUCCUAAAUGGUGGCCCUCCCAGCACACGCAUCACCCCUGAGUUCUCUAAAUGGGCCAGUGACGGCCAGAAUAUGAUCUGCCUCUCUGUCCCAGCAGAGAUGCCAUCUACCAGCAACGGUGAGAGCAGUAAGCAGGAAGCCAUGCAGAAGACCUGCAAGAAUAGCGACAUCGAGAAAAUCACCGAAGACUCAGCUGUGACCACGUUUGAGGCCCUGAAGGCUCGGGUCAGGGAACUUGAACGGCAGCUAUCCCGUGGGGACCGUUACAAAUGCCUCAUCUGCAUGGACUCAUACUCGAUGCCUCUAACAUCCAUCCAGUGUUGGCAUGUGCACUGCGAGGAAUGCUGGCUGCGGACCCUGGGUGCCAAGAAACUCUGCCCUCAGUGCAACACCAUCACAGCACCUGGAGACCUGCGGAGAAUCUACUUGUGAGCAAGAUGCCGAGGCAGGCCUGCCCCACCUCUGUGACGUGACCCCCCCAUCCUUUGUACAUACUUGCACACAGGUUCCCCAUGUACAUAAAAACACACACACACAUACACAUAGGACUUGAGCCAGAGUGGAGGCUGAGACCCAGGCCCUACCUACUGACUCCUACCAAGAUUGGGGACCAUACCUGUUCCAAGUUCUGUUGGGGGGUGGGGAGGGGGCCACAGGAAAGUGGUGAUGAGUGGAGUAGUGGGGCAAGGCUCCUGAGAUCCAACCCUCAGACUGACUGACUGACUGACUGACAAGACAUGCAAACAUGAGACGGAAGCACAUGUAAUAUAGACCAUGUAUGUUUACAAUGUUGUGUAUAAAUGGGACAACCCUCACCCUCUGCCCCAUCCUCUCUUCUUUGGUUGUAUGAUUUUCUUUCUUUCUUUUUUUUUUUUUUAAACUCAAAAGCAGUGCCUCCAGGGCUGGCUGGGGGCUCGGCCCAUCCACCUCUUGGGGAGCCUGCCUCUGCCUCUUCUCCCAGUGUCCCUUCCUUCUCCCAUGUGCUCGGUGUUCAGUGGUGUAUAUUUCUUCUCCUAGACAUGGGGCACAUGCCCCAAGGGACAUGAUCCUCUCCUUAGUCUUAGCUCCUGGGGCUCUUUAUAAGGAGUAGGGGAAAGGGGAGGUAUAGGAAGUGGGAACCGAGUUGAAGCAGGGGCUAAGGUUGAAGCUGUAUAGCCUUCUGCCAGAAACUGGUCCUGGGAUUAGAGGUGCUAUUCCCAGGGGAAAGUGUUGUUUCCCCCACCCCUUCUGCGGGCCCCCAGGUGUGAUGCUGUGUCUGUAUAUUCUAUACAAAGGUACUUGUUCUUUCCCUUUGUAAACUACAUUUGACAUGGAUUAAACCAAGAUAAACA
Molecule: messenger RNA, 1563 nt
Organism: Erinaceus europaeus (western European hedgehog)
Lineage: Eukaryota; Metazoa; Chordata; Mammalia; Eulipotyphla; Erinaceidae
Gene: RNF220
Product: ring finger protein 220
Exons: 7
Coding region: 71-664 (197 amino acids)
Biological process (GO): protein ubiquitination
Molecular function (GO): ubiquitin protein ligase activity; metal ion binding
Source: RefSeq, a predicted model, not a curated record